Trichobilharzia szidati is the source of this 393-nucleotide messenger RNA. The record is from the annotation of a GenBank genome assembly. Lineage: Eukaryota; Metazoa; Platyhelminthes; Trematoda; Strigeidida; Schistosomatidae.
AUGGUGUCCUCUUAUUCAACUGAGGAUAUGUUUCGGCUGAACGCUGAUUCUGAAGGUUUGUGCAAUAAUGUUCUUCGUAGUGAAUUAACAUCUCCUUUUACAAAUCCUACUUCACAUGAAUUAUUAGUUUGGAAUCGUAAACAAUUAUCAUAUUUAGAUGUACAAAAAUUAGCUGCACAUUUUGGUCUAGCGAAUCCAUGCUGUUUAAUUCAUCGCCUAGCUGUAAUAAUUGGCAAUCUUUUUGUCUAUGAGAAUUGUGAUCUCUCUGAAGUCAUUCUGCUCAUCAAAUCAAUGUUCAAUGAAUUCCAUAUUGAAUUAAAACUUCGAUAUGACCGGCUGAUCUGCUUGCCAUCAUUAUCAUUAUAUGAGGAGAUAGUGAUAGGCCUAAUUUGA